This is a messenger RNA of Bactrocera latifrons, 3353 nucleotides long. RefSeq lists its product as uncharacterized. The coding region runs from base 2135 to 3340 and encodes 401 amino acids. The record is from RefSeq and is a predicted model, not a curated record. NCBI's taxonomy places the organism in Eukaryota, Metazoa, Arthropoda, Insecta, Diptera, Tephritidae. The transcript has 9 exons.
CCACUUCGUGUGUGUUCGCAUUUUGCGUUGGCUGGGCAUGCAAAUUGCAGUUAGUUGUGCUGAUAACGCGUAACGAAUUACAUCUUGCCGUCAGUGAAGUUAUAUUAUUUAAAGUGUAAAACUGUUUCGAGAAAAUUCGGGAUUAUAUUAAAAACAUUAACAAAAAGUGAAUAUACAUUUGCAUUACUUCUAAAUACUGUUAGUGCUAAAGAUUAUGCAUUUAUAAAGUAUUACAGAGUGAUAAUUGUUCCGUCGGUGACUGCAUUUCGUGAUCGGCGUGCAAAUUUUGUUAGUGUUUUUCUUUUCGCUUAUUUUUGUGCCUUACGGUGCAUUGCCCGUGGGAUGGUGGCUCGCCGCUACAUUUGUAAUUGGAAUCUCACUAUGAAUAUAUGUACAUAGAYGAUUCCAUUGACCGCGUGCACGUAUGAACUUGUACACGCUGCCUCAGACCGACAUCAUAAAUUCCGUGACACUUCGCGGCAUAUAUAUAAUUAAUAGAUUUUAUUUGCAUAUAUACAUAUGUACAUAUAAACAUAAUUGACUAUUGUGCAAAUGUAUGUACAAGAGUUGAAACAUAUCUAAUUAAGAGUUGAUUGUUUUUGAUGUGCAUAACAAUAAAUUGUGAUUACUCAGCCUCAUUACACUAUAUUUUCUCUUACAUGGAAUUUUAAUUAUUUUGCUGAAUCGUUUAGCAACAAUCGCGUUAUUUACAUUUUGCUAUGCACACACAUGCACAUACAUAUGUACAUAUUGGUGUGCAGUCAAUAUACAAUGUUGAAAGAGUUUCGCUGAGGAACAUUUCACACAGCGACAUUUGGAAUAAAUGAAGAGAGUGGAGAAUUUGUAACAGGUAUGCAACAAGGUUUUUAAGUGUGCCAGCUUGCCUUCGUUAACCUAGUUUUUGCAACAGUUGCGCGGUUAUGUAAAAAUACAACAACUAUAACAUAAAUAGCAAGCACACACGCGCCCGAAGCUUCAAUAUUGUGAUGCUAAAAACAAAACGCUUGAAAUGCUGCGGCUCGUUGCUUUCAGGGAGUUCAAGUGAAUGCCGCAACAACGAGGCUCUCACACACGCAUACGCACACAUACAUAAGUGCACAUUUACAACCGAAGUAAAAAAAAAUGCAUUUCAAACGAAAGUGCAAGCCGCGCCGCUGCAGCAAUAAGGGGCGGUGUYGCAGGCGCCCACCCGACUUCCACUUGAUAUCAACACGUAAAAAACAGAAUAAACACAAAUCUGUUGCGGUGCUGCAUCGAAAUUGCAUUUGGAAUUACAAAAAUUCGACAAAGUCUAACAAAGAGAGUUAAUCGAGGAGAAAAAAUUUCGAUUCUCGCUGCCGAAAACGGCAGGAAACGUGAAAUCGAGAUUAACACUUAAAAGGAAUUGCUGGCACACUGUAAGCACCGAAAAAUUGAAAAGGCUCCAGGAAGCCGGAAAUGCACCUUAGCAAAAGCAAAAGCAAAACGAAAACGAAAACGACAACAUAGUGGAGUGCAAGAAUAAAUACAACGCAGUCAAGUGUAAUUUUUUCACAGCAAAAAGUCAAUAGAAUAAACACAUAUCUAUGCGCUAGUAACGGUUGUUUUAGCAAAAGGAAAAUAAAAUCGAAUGGCAUAUAAAUCGAACGACAUUGAAGUCAGUGAAAUGUGAAAGAGCUAGUGACGUCAGUAGGCAGCGACGAACAAAUAAAAGAAAAGCGCAAUCUGUAAGAGUACCAAAUGCGGUUGCAAUGGAUCCGGUGCAAAACUAGUUUUAAAGCAGUGUGACAGCACGUCACAACUCCGUUGUAAUAGAAAAAGUUUCGAAGCAAUUUUCUUCAUUUUUAAUUUUUUGCCUGUGGCCUCCCAACAAAGUAUGUGARCUGCAUACAUAUAUUGGUUUCAGUUUCCAAAGUGAAAAUUGAAAAGGGAGUAACUGCGCCCAGCAAACCAAUGCGAAUUAGUAUAGAGCGAUAUCGCGUAAAAGAGUUUGUGGAAUUGACAACUAAUGUAUUACGGUGCGUGCUCUUAUUUCCUUGUGGCAACAAAGCGUAAAAUUGGCCUAUCACUCGAUACACAGCGCGGACCAGCGACAUAAAGCGUAUAUUUUUUGUGAAAAGUGUAAAUAUUUGAGAAAAAACGUAAAUAGUUCAUAAUGGAAGUGAGUAAAGUUUAUAAACCGUGUGUUCGGGCUCUUCGGUUGGCAAGGAAACGUGCAACAGUACGAUCAACGUGGCGCACAAUGUUGCUAUUUGUUGGCAUAUUUUUCUUUAUACCAGACAGCAGCACGGCGCUGAGCAAUGURAGCGUCUCGAUACCUUCGGCCGUUAAACGUGGCGAUAACGCCAUCUUAAUCUGCAAUUACAACCUGGAAUAUGAAAAUCUAUAUACAGUUAAAUGGUAUCGWGGACGACGGGAAUUUUAUCGCUAUACGCCGAAGGAGAAUCCAGCACUGAAGAUAUUUCCGGCGAGUGGCGGAUAUUCGGUUGAUAUGGCCGAAUCGAACGCCACACAUGUUUUCAUCAGAAAUCCUAUUUCUGGCAAAUAUAGCUGCGAGGUUUCAGCAGACGCGCCAUCCUUCAACACAUUCUUAGUGUCUGGCGAAAUGGAAGUUGUAGAAUUACCCACACAACGCCCAGUUAUAACUGGAAUUCACUCUCGUUACCGUCUCGGUGAUGUCAUUAACGGCAACUGCUCAUCCGACUUUUCAAAACCGGCAGCGAAUUUAACUUGGUGGAUCAAUGACUUGCAGGCGCCACCAGAUUCAGUUCGCACAUUUGGCAUUCAACGUCAUUUCUCGGAGAAUUUGGAAUCUGCGAUAGUGGAAAUUAACUUUGUUGCCGCACUGCAUCAUUUCAACAAAGGUCGCCUAAAGUUGAAGUGCUCCGCUCGUAUCUACGAUAUUUAUGUGCAAGAGGCUGAGAAGCUUAUCGAGGAAGAUCGUCCGCGCAUUUUGGCUUCAGGCCGUUCGCCAGAGCUGAAUAUGUAUCCAUUUGAUCAUUUAUCGGAUACGGAAGGUUUCGAUGAACAUAACGAAUUGUACUUAACACAUUACAACAAUCACGCAUCAGUAGCAACGGGAAGAACGAAGGUGCCAUUAGAGUCACAGCUUCUCAAAGUGGCCGUUGCUUUUCUGCUCAUGGCCGCAACCAAUAGCCUUUUCAAGCCCACAAUGGAAGCAAUUGCUCAAGCAGCAGAAGGAAGUCAUUUGCAGAUUGCGAGCAAAAGAAACGAAAUCGCCACCGAAAAUCGAAUUAUUUUAAAGCAAUUCCAAGAAAGUAGAGCAGAAAUUAAUUUACAAACGAAAUGUGUCAAAGAGUGUGAACCGACUGCACGACGUAUGUUGUUUGAAAUGCGGUGAUAAGUAAAAAUCA